GCUAUGUAUGGCACGAAGAAAUCUCAAUAAUCGUCCGAAGGGAUGAACGGCCCCCUUUCCUCAACCCGCAGUUUUCUCUCUGACCUUCCCUCCCUCCCGGUUGAUUCGAAAGUCCGAUUUCUCGGUUGCGUGAGGACAUACCUGAUCCGAACAGGCCACCUCGUCCUAGAGCACAACUAUCCCCACCGUAAACCCCCGCAAGAGCCAGCCUCGGUGUUGGUCGACGUCAAUGCCGUGCUAGAAUCAGUCACGGCCGAGGAACUGCGCGUGGGGGCGUGGGUGACUGUGCUCGGGUAUGUGAGAAGAAGAAAGCCAAGUCAAGAUGCCGAUGAAGCUGGCCCUGCCUCUGUGUUUCCGACUAUCUACAUUGAAGCUGUGCUGGUGAUCCCGGCGGGUGCUGUGGCGUUGGGAGAGUAUGAGCGGAUUCUUCGGGACUCAUUGGAGAUCGAACGGCGAGCGAGGAGCGCGGGUUGACGUGAAAGUGCGUGUGGAGGUGAUGGGGUAUUACAUCCAAUCUCAGCAACUACGGAUGCCCUGAUGAUCAGAGCCAUGCUAUGGAAGUCUGAACAUUGCACUCGGGUUUCACAGUGGGGCUCAUGGUAUAAGCUC
Messenger RNA from Aspergillus japonicus CBS 114.51, 609 nucleotides. Its product is annotated as nuclear telomere cap complex subunit Ten1. Gene Ontology annotation, cellular component: CST complex. Gene Ontology annotation, biological process: telomere capping. Bases 43 to 474 code for a protein of 143 amino acids. The transcript is spliced from 2 exons. Lineage: Eukaryota; Fungi; Ascomycota; Eurotiomycetes; Eurotiales; Aspergillaceae. The record is from RefSeq and is a predicted model, not a curated record. Gene Ontology annotation, molecular function: single-stranded telomeric DNA binding.